This is a messenger RNA of Pezoporus flaviventris, 507 nucleotides long. Its product is annotated as collagen alpha-1(I) chain-like. The coding region runs from base 1 to 507 and encodes 168 amino acids. The record is from RefSeq and is a predicted model, not a curated record. The transcript has a single exon. Lineage: Eukaryota; Metazoa; Chordata; Aves; Psittaciformes; Psittacidae.
AUGGGGCCGCGGGCUCCUCGCAGCUCGCCUGGCGGAGGUGCAGCCCCGUGGAGCGUGGCGAGGGCCGGGCAGCAGCGGGAGCGGGGCCCCCCGUACCGGGCAGCAGGCCCCACGGCCCGGCCGUGGAGUGCGGGCGGGCCCGGCCCUGCCUUCCCCUCCUUCUCUUGCCUUCCUUCCUUCCCUUCCCUUCCGCACCGGGCCGCGCUCCGCCCGCCGGCUCUCCGCGGCCCCUCAGGUGCGCUGAGCGGGGCGGUGCUCCCCUCGUUCUCCGGCCCGGCCGCCGCAGCUGCACGGCGGGCCUGUCACGUGGGGCGGUGGCGCUGCUGCUGCGGUCUAUCCUCCUCCACCUGCCCCGGAGAGCGGAGCGUGACCCGGCCAUGGGGCUGCAGCGGCGGCUGGUGCCACUCCCGGCCCCGCGGCGGGCGGGCCGCGCCGCAGGUUCUCGCGGCUCGGCGUAGAGGAGAGGCGGGCGCGGAGCUGCCGCGGAUCCCCCCCACCUCACGGUGA